Molecule: messenger RNA, 6103 nt
Organism: Vombatus ursinus (common wombat)
Lineage: Eukaryota; Metazoa; Chordata; Mammalia; Diprotodontia; Vombatidae
Gene: LMTK1
Product: apoptosis associated tyrosine kinase
Exons: 14
Coding region: 307-4713 (1468 amino acids)
Biological process (GO): peptidyl-tyrosine autophosphorylation; brain development
Molecular function (GO): ATP binding; protein tyrosine kinase activity
Source: RefSeq, a predicted model, not a curated record
AAAAGUUUCUAUAGUAAGAGCCAAUUCCCAGGCCUUAUGAUGAGAAGGAUAAUCACAAUAAAUUGCAUAAGGUCUCCCUUUGCUCAGUCUAACUGCCUUCCAGAGCUUUGAGUUAGUUUGUGGAGAAGGCUUUUUCAUCCCUUUUCUUCGCUUUAGACCCACCUGUCCGAGUCAGAAGGGGAAGAAACCACAGUGAGACCAGUGGUGUUAUGCCUGGACGGAGCCCCACUUAGUGAGCUGUCCUGGUCCUCCUCUCUUGCUGUGGUGGCUGUUUCUUUCUCUGGACUUUUUACCUUCAUCUUCCUCAUGCUGGCUUGCCUGUGCUGUAAGAAGGGAAACAUCGGGUUCAAGGAGCCCCCAGGGAACCCUGGAUCAGGAUCCACGGCUCACGGGAGGUCUCCGUCUCCGCUUGCCCCCCACCAGGAGUUUGAGAAUGCCGAGGGUGACGACUACACCACCGAGUUCUCCGUGCAGGGGUCUCCGGCCACGCAGAAUGGCCCCGAGGUGUACAUACUGCCCCUCACUGAGGUCUCACUCCCCAUGGCCAAGCAGCCUGGGAGAUCAGUUCAGCUGCUCAAGUCUACAGACCUGGGACGCUACAGCCUCCUGUACCUGAAGGAGAUUGGCCAUGGCUGGUUUGGGAAGGUAUUCCUGGGUGAGGUCAAUUCGGGCAUCAGCAGCACCCAGGUGGUGGUAAAGGAGCUGAAGGUGAGCGCCAGUGUGCAGGACCAGAUGCAGUUCCUCGAGGAGGCCCAGCCCUACCGGGCUCUUCAGCACAGUAACCUGCUUCAGUGUCUGGCCCAGUGUGCAGAGGUGACACCGUACCUGCUAGUGAUGGAGUUCUGUCCGCUGGGAGACCUCAAGGGCUAUCUGCGCAGCUGCCGGGUGGCAGAGUCCAUGGUUCCGGAUCCCCUGACUCUGCAGCGGAUGGCUUGUGAGUUGGCAUGUGGAGUCCUGCACUUACACAAGAACAACUAUGUACACAGUGACCUAGCCUUGAGGAACUGCUUACUUACUGCAGACCUGACUGUGAAAAUUGGGGACUACGGCCUAUCUCACUGCAAGUACAAAGAUGACUAUUUUGUGACGGCCGACCAGCUGUGGGUGCCACUGCGCUGGAUUGCCCCUGAACUCAUUGACGAGGUGCACAGCAACCUCCUCGUCGUGGACCAGACCAAGGCCAGCAAUGUCUGGUCGCUGGGCGUGACAAUCUGGGAGCUGUUUGAGCUGGGUGCCCAGCCUUACCACCACUACUCUGACCGCCAGGUGCUUACCUACGCCAUCAAAGAGCAGCAACUCAAGUUACCAAAGCCCCAGCUGAAGCUGUCACUGUCAGACCGCUGGUAUGAGGUCAUGCAGUUCUGCUGGCUGCAGCCCGAGCAGCGGCCCACAGCAGAGGAGGUGCACCUGCUGCUGUCCUACCUAUGUGCCAAGGGGACCACGGAAGCCGAGGAAGAUUUUGAGAAGCGAUGGAAAUCCCUGAAGCCCGGCGGGACCAGUGGAGCCAACCACUUGGGGAGUACAGCUGAGCUGUCCUCCAGCUUCCCACUCCUGGAGCAGUUCUCGGGGGACGGCUUCCAUUCGGAUGGGGAUGACAUCUUGACGGUGAUGGAGACCAGCCAUGGGCUCAACUUUGAGUACAAAUGGGAACCCAGCCGAGCUGAGGCCUUCCAGACUCCUGCAGGGACCCUCAGCCCCCGCCAUGCUGCUCACUACCAGGACCUCUACUACCCAACUAGCUCCUCCACCAGCCACCUGAGCCUGGGGGUUUCACCUUCCUGCUAUGAGUGUCCGCCGCCUGGGGUGGUGCCCAUCCUCAGUGCUCACAGCCCUUCCGUGAGCAGUGAGUACUAUAUUCGCAUCGAAGAACCAGCUGACUGUGAUCUAGACUUCACCAUGUGUUCCUCUAGCCCUGAGUGCCAGCAGGCAUCUCCUGAGGCAGCCACCCCUUGGCAUGACAAAGAAGAACCCGUGGGGGGUACCUAUGACUCAGACAGCAGCCCUACUGUAUCACUGACUAUGGAGCCGCUCCUGGGGCAAGGACCCAGUGGGGAGGGGCCCUGGGAUCACCCUGACUACUACUCCCAUAUGAGCUGUAGCAAAGACUCGCUCUGUUACCAGCCUUCCCCUGCAGGGGACUCACGGACCGAAGACAGUUUGUUGGGGGAAUGCAGGGAGGGAGCCGACAAAGACUGGGGCCUGCCAGGCUUCCACCAGGCUUUUUUUGAGGACCCACUGGGAGUGUCCCCCUCAGGGAAUUCUGUGACUCAGGAGUCACCAGGUGGGGCUCAGGAGGCAGUGGUGGGAGAAUCAAUGAAACAGGAGGCACUGGGUAGCCCUCCUGAAUCAGUGACGAUAGAGUUGGGUGAACGGGAGAGUCAGCCCUGCAGCGGCUCCCAACAUGAGGGUGCUGAGGAGGCAAGCUUGGCUGCCCAGCAAAGACACUGGACCUCAAAUGUGUCUGCCAACAACAACAUCAAUAGCAGCUGUGCCCCCGAUUCCUGGGCUGCUCACUUUGUAGACUCCUACUUGGGAUCAGGAGAGAACCUAGGUACAGGACCUGAUCCAUGUGAGUUGCCUGCCCCAGACUGCCUACCAGACCUGCCCCUUCCUGAGGGUGAGGGGUUGGAGAUGGCUUUCCCUGGGCAGGAGCUGGGGAGCCCGCCUAGCUUUGCUGAACACUUUCAGGUGGAGGAGGACCCAGCCCCAGUUGCCAUCUCUCCCUCACAGAUGAUAGACAUAGAAACUGCAGAGAGAAGGGGUGUGGAUGAUGGGGCUGAUCAGAAAGCCACGGAGGAAGCCGUGGCCCCUUCCAGUUCUCCAGCUCUGUCUCCCUUGCCCUCUCCACCCCAAGGCAGAACCCCGCUUCUCUCCAGGGCAGCCAGCAAUCUUGUCCUUGUUCCUAAGCCAGAUUCCCCUGUGCCAUGGGACAGUAGCCAGAGUAUCAGCAAUGAGCCAGACCAGACACUGGACAGCAGCGGUAGCUUCCCAGAGCUAGAAGGGCCAGGUAGCGAGGAUGAAGACACGACCGAGGCCACCUCUGGUGUCUUCACGGACUUUUCCAAUGACUUCCUUAUCGAGAAGCCUGACACAACCCCCGCAUUCCGGUGCCUGCAGAAGCAGGUGGGAACGCCAGAUUCCCUGGAGUCACUGGAUAUCCCAUCCACGGCCAGUGAUGGUGGGGAGAUAUAUAGCCCGACGGUGUCCUACCCUACCACUGGGCAGCCUCGGGCCCUAGACAGUGGCUAUGACACAGAGAAUUAUGAGUCACCUGAGUUUGUGCUAAAAGAACCCCAUGAGCCCCGGGACUCCGAGGACUUUGGGCCCCUAGGAAAGGAGGAUGAGAGCCCUGGCUUAGAGAUGCGGCUUUCUUCUUCUAUCAGUGCUGAGCUGCAUAGUCUGAGUGAGAAAAACCCCUACCGAGACUCAGCCUACUUCUCUGACUAUGACACAGAGACAGAGCGGCCUGCCCAGGGUAGGGAGGAGGAUGAGGACAGUGAGGCUGGGGAAGGAGAGUCCAGCCCGGUGGGCCCAGAGACCCAAGGGCUCUCUCCCAACAACCAGGAAAUACCAACAACAAAGGAAGCAGGUGCUCAGCUUCCUCACUCACCUUCUGGGGAGCCCCCUCCAGAGGUGAUAGUCAGCCCAGCCAUCAAAGGGCAAGACCAGGAGAGCCCCAAGGACCCAGCAGAAGGGUUGGCCCCUGCCCCCAUCCCUGCCCCCACUCCCACUGCCCCCGCCCCUGCCCCAGCUCCUGCCCCAUCCAAAUUAUUCUUCCUGACUCCUGUCCUGUCAAGUCCAGAGGACAGUGGGGUUGAGGAAGGCUGCCACAAACCCCAGGAGGCCCCAGGCCUGUUCUCCACCUUGGCGGACAAAGGAACUUGGGACCUGGUUCCUGGGGCAGAGGUGCAAGAAUGGAAAGAAGCCACGGCCUGCGAGAUCACCCCGGGUCCCAAAGUGAAGCCCGGGGAGAAGCCGGCCCCACGUCCAACCCCUUUGCGCCUGGACUUGUCGGACCUUCCGGCACCCAAGGAGAGCCGGCCAGCGGAAGAGGAGGAGGAAGAGGACUCAGAGGAGAGCGAUGAGUCCGACGAGGAGCUAUGCUGCUACAACAUCCAGGAGCAGAGUGAGGAGAGCGAAGAGGAACCAGCCGCGGUGCCCAUCGUGGUGGCAGAGAGCCACAGUGCCCGCAACCUGCGCAGCCUCCUCAAGAUGCCCAGCCUCAUGUCCCAGUCCUUCUGUGAGGACCUGGACCGCAAGAAAAAGGCUGUUUCAUUUUUUGAUGAUGUUACUGUCUACCUCUUCGAUCAGGAAAGCCCCACAAGAGAACUUGGGGAGCAGCACUUCCCUGAGAUGAAGGAUGCAGCUUCCUCCUUCCUGCCAAGCAGCCCCAGUACCCUGAGCCCAUCUGACCCACUCAGAGCAGCAGACAACUUCUCUGACAGGACGGUCUCUGAAGAGAGUGGUGGGUUCGAGUGGGAUGAUGACUUCCCACUAAUGCCAGCCAAGUCAUCUUUUGUGUCUUCACCGGGGCCUGGAGUGCCGGACCCCAUGCUGCCCAACCUGGCGACCCCACCGAAGCAGGUGCUGCCUGUCCAGUUUUCCCGCUUCACUGUGUCUCCUAGCCCCGUCUCCCGAUUCUCCAUCACGCACGUAUCUGACUCGGACAUCGAGUCUGUAGGAGGAAGCAGUGAAGAUGGUGACAGAGAGUAAUUUGGGCCUGGAAGGCACUUCAGAAUCUAUAGUGCUGGCGUGGCUCUGUGGACCAGGGCAAGAAGAGGUGGCCCUCCUGGCCCCAACACGAAGCAGCGGAAGAGAUGGGGUGGGGGAGGAGGGGUGGGGGUUGUCCAGAACUCGGCUCUAUUUUUUUAGACAGAUUUUAUCAGAGGCAUUUGGUUUGCUGCUAGCUCACAGAGACAUCACCCCCCCACCCCCGCCUUCUGCCCCUUUGUCCAGUACAGGUGCAGCCAUGGACGAUGGUCUGUGUGGGCAUAUGUGCUUGAAGGCAUGCGGGUUUGUGUAUAAAUAUACAUAUAUAAAUGAUAGCGUUAAAGGGUAGACUUGCAGAAUCCUGCUCCCUUUCUUAGCCUCCCCUCUCGAAGGGCGUGACUACGACCCCAGCGCUGCUUGCUCCUCCCUGUGGUCUGUGACUUCUCGGGGCUCACCCCUUACUGCUGCCCCAGUGCCUCGUGCUCCCCUGCUUACUAGAGCUGUAGUGAGGGUGGGAGCCUGUGUCAGCCCCUCCCAGGGCCUCCUCUCUGCCCCUGCUCCCUCAGACCCUGCUGUACAUACACUGGAUUUCUGAAUCUCCACGCUAGUGUCAUUCAGUAAUACUGUCUCCCGUGACUUCCCACCGGGACAUGUUUCUACCUUGUCUCUGUCUACAACUCAGAUAGAUGGCUGGUUUCCUGAGCUGGCUCCUGGCCUGACCCUCCCUGUCCUCCUACCCUUUUGCCUAGCUUCUGCCAGGAGCUGGCUCUGCUGGAAGAUGGGGCAAUGGGAGGGACGGUUCUCUUUUUUUAUUCCCUAGUUUUGUUUUUGUCCUUAGACCUUUCCCAAGCAGAAGUCUGGGCAAUAUUUCCCAAGCAGCUGUUGCUGUCUGGCUAGAGCUGGGGAGGAGGAAAACUAUUGGGUCUUUCCCUCUAGAAAAUGAGGUUUCCUCACCCUAUGGCCUUGGUGCUUUGGGGCAAUGGGGAUGGGUGGGUGUUGCUACCAGUACAGCCUCAUUCAUCAGUGACACUAUGGGACUUCUGGGGUUUCCUGUCCCUCUGCCACAGGCUCUAUUCUAAAGGCUGCUUGUGGGGAGCAAGAACUGAGGGGGAGAGUUUGGGAUGACCUCUCUACAAGGCACACAGGCAGUAAAUGGGAGGGCUUACUGGGCCGUAAUUGCCCUGAGCUGCCAAGGAGAGCAAGGAGGGGACCCCUCCCAUCCAGCUGUCCACUUCCAUGUUCAGUGUUGGGAUCCCUAUUUCCCCUGCUCAGGGGCCAAGGAACAGGUUGGGUGGGCUGGGCAAAUGGGGCUCUGUGGGAAUAUUUUUGUAACGGCUAAUGCAGAGAGAAUGGGACCGUGAUAAUUUUAAGUUAUUGUUGCCAAAGAGAUGUA